Cicer arietinum (chickpea) is the source of this 1156-nucleotide messenger RNA. Its product is annotated as enoyl-CoA delta isomerase 2, peroxisomal-like. Gene Ontology annotation, cellular component: peroxisome. Gene Ontology annotation, biological process: fatty acid beta-oxidation. Lineage: Eukaryota; Viridiplantae; Streptophyta; Magnoliopsida; Fabales; Fabaceae. The record is from RefSeq and is a predicted model, not a curated record. Gene Ontology annotation, molecular function: delta(3)-delta(2)-enoyl-CoA isomerase activity.
UUGAAAAAAGAGAUUUUAUCCUCAUUUCUAUAUCUUGGUAGAGAUACCAUACUCUAUUGAAGACAUGAUUAUUAAUGAAACAUCUUUGAGCCAAAAAAAAAAAAAGAAAAUCAUAGUUAUUAUUGUGGGAGUAAGGAAAUAUAUUAUAAUUACUUAAUUGACCAUUUCUUAACAUGAACACCAAAAACAUCUUCCACUCCCCUCGUUCUCUUCACACGACAAAAAACACUCAAUCUCAAACGGGCACAUAAGAAACACAACUAUGUGUACAUUAGAGAAAAGAGGUUCACUGUUCAUUUUAACCCUAACAAGCCACGACGACGAACAACACCGUCUGAACCCCACACUCCUCUCUUCCAUCCUCACCGCCAUUUCAAAAGUCAACUCCCAAGCCACCGUCGGUUCCGCCCUCGUCACCACCGCGCACGGAAGAUUCUUCUGCAACGGUUUCGAUUUCCGGUACGCUCAAGCCGCCGGGAGUCAGAGCGAAGCCCGCAUCCGCCUCCGCCGUAUGUCAGACUCUCUCCGCCCGGUAAUCGCGGCGUUGUUCUCCCUGCCGAUGCCGACAGUCGCCGCCGUCUCCGGUCACGCUGCAGCAGCCGGACUUAUCCUCGCCAUGGCGCACGACUACGUCCUCAUGAGGAGCGACCGCGGAGUACUCUAUAUGCCGGAGGUGGACCUCGGAAUCACGGUUCCCGACUACUUUGCCGCCGUGGUGACGGCGAAGAUUGGGCCGGCGAUGGCGCUGCGUGAUGUUUUGUUGAGGGGGAUGAAGGUUAGGGCGAAGGAAGCGGUGGAAAUGGGGAUUGUGAACACGGCGCACGAUAGUGAGGAUGGGACAGUAGAGGCUGCAAUGCGCAUGGGGGAGGAGUUAGCAAGGAAGAAGUGGGUGGGUGACGUUUAUGGUGAAAUCAGGAAGAGAUUGUAUCCUCAAGUUUGUGGUGUUUUGUGUUUAACUCUCCAACCCAUUGUUUCUAAGAUAUGAUCAUUUGUUUUGUAAGGAAACAUGUAUAAGCAACAAAUAAUCUACCAAGUAUGAAAUGUAAUGUGAUCAUUGAUAUGUAACAUACGAAUAGGAAAGAGGGAGAAAGGAAGAAAAAACAAAUAUUUAUAUCGAGAUUUUAUGGAGUAAUAACAUAAUUUUUUUUAUAAAAAA